AUGCAAGCCCACAGCAACUUCGGAAGCGUCGUCUGCCUUUUGUGUGUCAUUCCAGCAGUGCUGUCUCGUUCGGUGAGGCACAGGCUGGAAUGUAGGUCGGACGAGUACUACAGCCGCGCCACACACCACUGUGAGGCGUGUAAGGACCUCUGUCAUCCUCAAAGGGACACGCUUGGGCAGUGCAGCGAGCUUUGUCCUGCCUACCAACCCCCCACAGCAGUGGUGAUAUCUCUUCAUGGUGACGACGAAAAUGAGCCGACGACCUCUCCUGGAACAACGAUUCAUCCAGUGACACCAACACAGGAGCUGAACCGACAUCACGAGGAAGACAAACAAGAAGAGUCCAUCUUCUGGAGGUAUGGGACAGUGGCCGGGGUCUCUGUUAAUCUCUGCAUCACAGUGAUAUUGGCCUUCGUUGUCCAUCAACAGCAAAGGGAGAUACGGAAGUUGUGGAGGCUUCAAAGCUUAAGCCCACUCCAGCACCAGGUACAGAUCCAGCCUCCCCGUGGACUACCCAACAACCCACCACAGCUGCAGGUUGUGCCUGUACCGCCCUUGGGAAGGACUGCGCCUGUAUUCCCAGGCAGUAUGGAUUCCCGGCGGCAAGCUCGAGAGGAGGAGCCGCUACUGGCACAGGCAAUGCAACCUAGCCUGAAUCAGAGAGAUGGUUCUACCGACGUCCCAACCGCCCCGUCCAACCGUGUUCCCAUCUACACCACGGACACCAAGCCGCACACCACCAGCGACCACACCGACCUUCUACGGCAGGAUCAGUCCGCCACGCGGACUCCAUUUGAAACGGAGAUCUAAAUUGUAUAUCCUAAGGCCUCACUGAUAUGUUUGUAUAACGUUAGAUGCACCCCAAAACUGUCGUGAGCGUUCGAAAGAAGAAAAAAAGUUGGGCAAAAAAAGUUGCCUUCAUUAGAAAAUGUAAGUGGUCAAAAAGGUUAAACAAACUGGGCUGUUACAAACUGGCAGGGCUGUUUCGAUUAACGAAAAAUCGAUGUUUUAUAUCAAUAGU
Messenger RNA from Branchiostoma belcheri (Belcher's lancelet), 1021 nucleotides. RefSeq lists its product as uncharacterized. The record is from RefSeq and is a predicted model, not a curated record. Lineage: Eukaryota; Metazoa; Chordata; Leptocardii; Amphioxiformes; Branchiostomatidae. The coding region runs from base 1 to 810 and encodes 269 amino acids. The transcript is spliced from 5 exons.